CCGGCGGCGCGGCGGAGCAGCGGGAAAAUGGCGGCGCCCAUGAGCCGGGAGAGCCUCGAGCCCGGUGCUGCUCCCUACGGGAAUUUCCCGAAUUAUUCCCGGUUCCACCCGCCCGAGGGCCGCGUCAGCCUCCUGCCCCGAGGGCUCCUGAGCAGCCUCUUCCCCGCCGCCACCCGCCCGCUCCUCGGGCUCGAUGUGGGCUGCAACUCCGGGGAGCUCAGCGUGGCUCUGUACCAACACCUGCUGGGGCUCCAGGACGGCAGUUCCAGCCCGGAGCCGCCGGGAGCCGGGACGGAGCUGAAGCUGCUGUGCUGUGACAUCGACCCCGAGCUGAUCCGCAGGGCCCAGCAGAGCAGCCCCUUCCCCGCCUCCAUCUCCUUCGCCAGCCUGGACAUCAUGGACCCCGCGGCCAGGGAGCCGCUGCUGCGCUCGUUCCUGCAGCGCUUCGGCCGCUCCUCCUUCGACAUCGGCUUCUGCAUGUCGGUGACCAUGUGGAUCCACCUGAACCACGGCGACCGCGGCCUGCUGGAGUUCCUGGCGCUGCUGGCCUCGCUCUGCACCUUCCUGCUGGUGGAGCCGCAGCCCUGGCGCUGCUACCGGGCGGCGGCGCGGCGGCUGCGGCGGCUGGGCCGCCGCGACUUCGAGCACUUCCGCGCGCUGCGCAUCAGCGGGGACAUGGCGCAGAGCGUCACCCGCAUCCUGACGCAGCAGUGCGCCAUGGAGCUGGUGCGCUGCUUCGGCAGCACCGCCUGGGACCGCAGCCUGCUGCUCUUCCGAUCCACCGCCGCCCCUCCUGACCACGGCACCCAAUGAGGAACGGCUCCAGCGGGAUGGCGGGGCCGGGGGGGAGAUGUGGGAAUUGCUGAAUCCCUGUGCAAGGUCUGGCAAUUCCUGAAUCCCUGUGCAAGAUUUGGGAAUUCAUGAAUCCCUGGCACAAAGGGGCAGAUCUGGGAAUUCAUGAAUCCCUGUGCAAGAUCUGGGAAUUCCCGAAUCCCUGUGCAAGAUCUGGGAAUUCCUGAAUCCCUGUGUGAGGAGGCAGAUCUGGGAAUUCCUGAAUCCCUGUGCAAGGUCUGGGAAUUCCUGAAUCCCUGUGCAAGAUUUGGGAAUUCAUGAAUCCCUGGCACAAAGGGGCAGAUCUGGGAAUUCCUGAAUCCCUGUCACAAGGUCUGGGAAUUCCUGAAUCCCUGUGCAAGGUCUGGGAAUUCCUGAAUCCCUGUGCAAGGUCUGGGAAUUCCUGAAUCCCUGUGCAAGGUCUGGGAAUUCCUGAAUCCCUGUGCAAGAUCUGGGAAUUCCUGAAUCCCUGUCACAAGGUCUGGGAAUUCCUGAAUCCCUGUCACAAGGUCUGGGAAUUCCUGAAUCCCUGUCACAAGGUCUGGGAAUUCCUGAAUACCCGUGCAAGGUCUGGGAAUUCCUGAAUCCCUGUGCAAGAUCUGGCAAUUCCUGAAUCCCUGUGCAAGGAGGAAGAUCUGGCAAUUCCUGAAUCCCUGUCACAAGAUCUGAGAAUUCCUCAAUCCCUGUGCAAGGACGCAGAUCUGGGAAUUCCUGAAUCCCUGUCACAAGGAGGCAGAUCUGGGAAUUCCUGAAUCCCUGUUACAAGGAGGCAGAUCUGGGAAUUCCUGAAUCCCUGUGUAAGGAGGCAGAUCUGGGAAUUCCUGAAUCCCUGUGUAAGGAGGCAGAUCUGGGAAUUCCUGAAUCCCUGUCACAAGGAGGCAGAUGUGGGAAUGUGCGAAUCUAAAAAGCAAAAGACCCCAGAAGGUGCAGAAAGGCCCCAGAAGGUCGACAAAAAGCUGAAGAAAGGCCGGGAAUCUCCAAACUUUCCCAUUUUCCCAUCGAACACGGGGCACCAUUUUCUGGAUCAGUCAGGGUCUCACAAACAGGAUGGGGGUCUGUGUAGUCGCAGACUCAGGAUUUAUUAUCUGUCUGUAUCAUACAAGCAAUAGGCAAGAGACACAGGAAAACAACAGAAUCCGUGUAAAGCCAGAUCAGAGAUGAGGCCACAGCUGAUGUGGAGCCCUUUUCUAGAUAUUUUCUCAACCAACAGUUUACAAGAAGAAGUUUAGAGUCAUAUUACUCUAGCAAAUCAGACAAAGACCCACGUGGGUUUAAUAUUAACAAAAAGGCUUCUGUAAACCUAAGAAACAAUACACAAUAACUCAUUUUUUAAGACUGAAACUUUUUCUAUUUUUGCAAAGACCUUUUACAUCCUGAACCAGCAAUCAGCCCUUGUUCAUUUUCCUUAUGAUAGAUAUCAAUGUAUUCACUUGGUUCCUGAUUUCUUAGCUUCCCAUGGGAUAGUUUUGAGAUUCCCAGCCUUUCCUCAGCUUUUUGUUCACCUUCUGGGGUCUUUUUUCUCCUUCUGGAGUCUUUUGGUUCCCAUGUGGGAAUCCCUGAAUCCCUGCUGUGGAGGUUGUUAGCUCUCACUAGGUCUGGGCAGAAGAUGCUGGACACGACGGUGUCUCGUUCAGACUUGGAUGUUUGUGAUUUCUUAUCUAAGAUACGUUCUCACCAGGUGUGAGUGUCGCUGUUUGCCACGCUGAAAUGGACACUCAAAGCAGGGCAGAAAGCCCAGAUUUGUUUUUUUCAUCCCAUUAUAUACUUUUGGAAAAGUGACGUGGAUUGGAGGGUGGAAUUCCCACCUCUCAAUCACCAUGGUCAAACAGAGUGUCAGUUAACACUCUCCUCUCAUAGAGAAGAAUGCAAAAGCAAUGACAGUAUUUACAAAAACAAUCUCUUGUUUACAUGAACACAGCGUGAGAAGUGAAAACUUCUACUUUAAUAUGAACGCUCAGAAAACUAGGAAACCUCAUGGUGACAUGUGAGCUCUGCCUAUGAAGGCAAGAAAAUUGUCACUAUAGGACAUGAAAAAAGGAUGAAAGACUCCAAAUAUUUCAGAAGGCAAAAGGCACAGAAAGAGGCUUUAAUUGUCUAAUUUUAUACAUUGAUACAGACUCAACACGAUUGGUGAACAGUCCCAUUGGUUAAACUGGAGAAACGGCCAAAACAUUUUUCUCUGAGAACCAGAAAAGCAAAACACCACCUGGAGAAAGAUUGUUUUGGGAAAGGAUGGUUGUUUGCCAAGAUUGUUUUGGGGAGAAGCCUUCUCGAGAUAUUUUCCUUUGGGAAGAGAGUUGGCAGCUGCUAGCAGGCUAAAAUCGCUCAGACACAGAAAUAUCAGGCCCACAGAAAAUGGCUACUUCUACUUCGUUUCAAGGACUUUUAAACAAUAAGCAAAACUAAUUAAAACCCGCCACCCAAGUUAUUUUUAUUUAUAACCCAAUUAGAGAUUGCUCAAUGUCUGCAAUGCAAGCUUUCACUGACCAAUUAGAAAACAUCACCAAAAACAGAGAGGAGGAGGAAGAAAGUGAAGAGGAAGGACCCAGGAAUCACCCAAAUCCCUCCAUAUUGUUCCUUAUACAUUUUCUAUAUCCCUAAACCCCAAACCUUAAAGAUUUCACCCUGUGCCAUUGCACACUUCUAUACAAACCACACACACACACUCCCAGUGCCAUCACUCAGUUUGGGAAGUUUGGAAAUUUUGGAAGUUUUGGAAGUCUGGAAGUUUUGGAAAUUUCAAGUUUUGGAAGGUCAAAGUCAGUGCCCUCCUGAGGGUCAGCACCUGUCCGAGCAGAAACUUUGAUAUUUUCAGCAUCCAGGGUCCAACAGCCUGUUAGGACCAGGCCUUGGCUUCCCAUGGGAAUCCAAGGCAAGGAAUGUCUGUGACUGAUUUUUUGGGACAGUUUUAACCAAUUUUGUGUGGGGUGUGAAGUUGUUCAAGGAAGUGCUUCUGGAAUCCGAGUUCCUACAUGUGCUUUCCAUGUGUAUCAAGGAUAUUCCCUGGAAUAACAGGGAAAUACGCCCAAGGGAAUUUAGAAUAUCCUGAUUGGAAUGGCCUCACAAGGAUCCUCUAGUCCAGCUCCUGGCCCUGUGCAGGACAUCCCCAAAAAAUCCCACUGAUCCCAAAAUCCCAAAAUCUGCUCAAGUUGUCCAGACAUUCCCAGACCUCCAGAAUCGUGGAAUGUCCAGAGAUGAAAGGAUCCUACGAGGAUCACAGAGAAAUGGUUGGAAGGGACCCACCUGGACUGAGUCCAGCUCCUGGCCCCACACAGGACAUCCCAAAACACCACCCAGUGCCUGAAAGUGUUGUCCAAGCACUCCCUGACCUCCAGAAUUAUGGAAUAAUCAGAGUUGAAAGGGACCCACAGGGAUCACGGAGUCAUGAUGUACCCUGAGUUGGAAGGGACCCCCGAAGAUCAACUACAGCUCCUGACCCAGGACAACCCAAAAAUCCCACUGAUCCCAAAAUCCCAGCACCCUGAGCUGUGGCUGCUUGGGGCUGUCACCAUUCCCUGGGGACAACCAGUGCCCAACAGCCUCUGGAUGAGGAAGCUUUUCCCAAAAUCCACCCAAAACUCCCCCCAGGACUCAGGUGAGGCACCUGCAGCACAGUUCCCUCCCUGGACCCGGCAGCUCUGCCCCAGCUCUCCCAGGACAGGGGUUCAUCCCUAACAGUGACUGCUUUUGGGAAGAAUAUCCUUGGAAUAAAAAAAAAAAAUCACUGAAUUUUAUCCUAAA
Messenger RNA from Prinia subflava (tawny-flanked prinia), 4572 nucleotides. It is a transcript of the gene BCDIN3D, whose product is annotated as BCDIN3 domain containing RNA methyltransferase. Gene Ontology annotation, biological process: negative regulation of pre-miRNA processing. The record is from RefSeq and is a predicted model, not a curated record. The transcript has 2 exons. Gene Ontology annotation, molecular function: RNA methyltransferase activity; O-methyltransferase activity. Bases 28 to 813 code for a protein of 261 amino acids. NCBI's taxonomy places the organism in Eukaryota, Metazoa, Chordata, Aves, Passeriformes, Cisticolidae. Gene Ontology annotation, cellular component: cytoplasm.